UCAUUUAAUGUUUUUUUUGGUGUUGUUAUAAAUUUUUCUUUUUGAGUUAGAAUUGAAUUAAAAAGUAAAUUAAAAUGAUUUCACUAUUAUUUAUCUUGGUUGUUAAUGUUGUAUGCAACCACGGUUAUCUAUUAAAGAAUUCAGAUGAUUCUACACACUGGGAUCAUUUAUCAGUAAAGUUUUUGAGUCGCUAUUCUAUUCCGAUGAACAAAGAUAGUGCAUUAAAAGAUGGUUGGGAGUUACACUAUGAUGGUUGUAAAGAAGACAAUGAAGAAACCUUUAAAGGUCAAGUAUACAAAAGAAGCAAUGAUGCAAAUACGCUAAUUAUAUUUGAUGUUAAUGGUUUAAUAGGAGGAAUUCAAUUAGCUAUUCCAAAAGAAACAAAAGUUGCGAAUAAAUGGAUUGGCAAAGCAUAUUUUCAAAUUGGAAACAUAUAUUACAUCACAGCAUAUUUUACUGACAUUUCCAAAAUGUGUAGAAUAGAUAAUAAAAGAGAUAAAAAAUCUGUAGGAGACAAACUAGUAAUAUUUAAUGGUAAAAACCAAAGUAUGGAAAUACCUUUGCACGAAAAAGACCUAUUAGGUACAAAAUGGGUCAGUGGAAAGUGCUUUUUAGGAAUGGGUCAACACUAUUGGUAUGGAAUCAGUAAGGAUAUGGAUUGUAACGAUUUCUUUCCAGUGUUUCUUUUGUAUAACGGUAACCAGCUGGAUGCUUUUGGAUUUGCAACUUAUGGUGCAUUAAAUGGAAGUCAUCUUGAGCACCCUCCAAAUAGUUUGAUUUCUCUUUUCUUCAAAAGCGAAUCUUUUCCAAAAUGUCUUCUAAAUCAAGGCGCAUUCUCUACACAACAUGUUUAUCUUAAUAAUAAAUGGAAACUUUGUUAAAAAAGAACAGUGUUAAAAUUUUUUUUGAUAUAAAUAACAUUUAGUUUGUA
Messenger RNA from Hydra vulgaris (swiftwater hydra), 931 nucleotides. RefSeq lists its product as uncharacterized. The record is from RefSeq and is a predicted model, not a curated record. Lineage: Eukaryota; Metazoa; Cnidaria; Hydrozoa; Anthoathecata; Hydridae.